Hordeum vulgare subsp. vulgare (domesticated barley) is the source of this 729-nucleotide messenger RNA. RefSeq lists its product as uncharacterized. The record is from RefSeq and is a predicted model, not a curated record. Lineage: Eukaryota; Viridiplantae; Streptophyta; Magnoliopsida; Poales; Poaceae. The annotation marks the transcript as partial. The transcript has 3 exons.
AGUAGUAGUAGAAGAAGAAGAAGAAGAAGAAGUAGUAGUAGUAGUAGUAGUAGUAGUAGUAGUAGUAGUAGUAGUAGUAGUAGUAGUAAUAGUAGUAGUAGUAGUAGUAGUAGUAGUAGUAGUAGUAGUAGUAGUAGUACAGGUACUAGUAGUAGUAGUAGUAGUAGUACUAGUAGUAGUAGUAGUAGUAGUAGUAGUAGUAGUAGUAGUAGUAGUAGUAGUAGUAGUAGUAGAAGUAGUAGCAGUAGUAGUAGGAGUAGUAGUAGUAGUAGCAGGAGUAGUAGUAGUACUAGCAGGAGUAGUAGUAGCAGUAGUAGAACCAGUAGCAGUAGCAGCAGCAGCAGUAGUAGUAGUAGUAGUAGUAGUAGUAGUAGUAGUAGUAGUAGUAGUAGUACUAGUAGAAGAAGAAGAAGAAGAAGAAGAAGAAGAAGAAGAAGUAGUACUACUACUAGUAGUAGUAGUAGUAGCAGUAGCAGUAGCAGCAGCAGCAGUAGUAGUAGUAGUAGUAGUAGUAGUAGUAGUAGUAGUAGUACUAGUAGUAGUAGUAGUAGUAGUACUAGUAGAAGAAGAAGAAGAAGAAGAAGAAGAAGAAGAAGAAGAAGUAGUAGUAGUAGUAGUAGUAGUAGUAGUAGUAGUAGUAGUAGUAGUAGUAGUAGUAGUAGUAGUAGUAGGAGUAGUACUAGUAGUAGCAGUAGUAGCAGUAGUAGCAGUAGCAGCAGAAACAGUAGC